Molecule: messenger RNA, 1920 nt
Organism: Argiope bruennichi
Lineage: Eukaryota; Metazoa; Arthropoda; Arachnida; Araneae; Araneidae
Gene: RabGGTa
Product: geranylgeranyl transferase type-2 subunit alpha-like
Exons: 13
Coding region: 174-1874 (566 amino acids)
Biological process (GO): protein geranylgeranylation
Cellular component (GO): Rab-protein geranylgeranyltransferase complex; cytoplasm
Molecular function (GO): Rab geranylgeranyltransferase activity; zinc ion binding; protein binding
Source: RefSeq, a predicted model, not a curated record
GUUAAUCAAUCCUUUUUAUGAAAGUGAAGUUCAUAGCAGAUGUAAUUAUCUUUGCUGAUAUUUACUUCUAUAUUGGUUUAACUGUGAACCGAAACAUUUGUUUACAAUACAAUCACUCCGCCUUAGUUGUUGCAGAGGAGCCUUGAAACAGUAAUUUUUGAUUGUCAUUAAAAAUGCAUGGCAGAGUAAAAGUGAGAACAACUGAAGAACAAGCUGAAAUCAAAAGGCGUGAGCAACAAGAAAAAUUGAAAAUUUACUUAGGAGCCACCAGAAAAAUAUUUGCUAAGAGGGCAGCUGAAGAAUAUGAUGAAGAAGCAUUGGAAUUAACUGGAAGAAUUCUUGAAAAGAAUCCUGACUUUUAUACAUUGUGGAAUUAUCGUAGAGAAAUAUUGAUGUUUUACAAGACUGUUAUGACUGAAGAAGAUCUGAAACAGCUGUGUUUAAAUGAAUUAGAUUUAACUCAGAAUUGCUUAAGAACGAAUCCUAAAUCUUAUGCAACAUGGCAUCAUCGAUUCUGGAUGAUGGAGUUUCAACCAGAAGCAGACUGGAACAGGGAAUUAAGAUUAUGCAGCUAUUUCCUGACACUAGAUGAAAGGAAUUUUCAUUGCUGGGAUUAUAGACGUCUUGUGGGUAAAAAAUGCAAUGUUUCCCCAGAACAAGAAUUAAAUUACAGUACAAGAUUGAUUGAGGCAAAUUUUUCUAAUUAUUCUGCAUGGCACUAUCGAAGCACUUUAUUGCCUGUUGUUCACUAUGAUUCUUCAAAGGGUUCUGUUAAAGAAGAUGUAUUACUUAAAGAGUUUGACCUGAUACAGAAUGCAGCUUUCACUGACCCUGAUGAUCAGAGUGUAUGGUUUUAUCACAGAUGGCUUCUUGGAAGAAGUAAAAUGCCACUGGAAAUUCUGAAUCUUAGCGUCUUUAAGUCACAAAAUACAAUAGCUGUAUUAUUUUCAGAACCUGUAGAGGUAGAUAGCAAAAGUUUACUCUUAAAACUUAAUGGAAAAAACCUUCCUGUGUCUUGGCAAUCAGUUGAUGGUUCACGUGCUUCAACCAUAUGGAAAUGUCUUUUACCAGUAUCAGAAAAGAAAGUUGGAAAUUUUCUUAAUGGAGAUGAAAAGUUUGAAGUAAGUGUAAGAUUUUCUAAUGGAAUAGAAGAAUGCUGUUUGACAAAUACUGUUAAUGGGAAUAAGUCAUCCACUUGGAAUAAAAUUAAUCGAGCAAAUAUAUUCCGGGCUGAUUUUAGUGCUGCUGCCAAGGAUGUUUUGGAAAGAGAAUUAGAAUCUUGUCAGCAACUUAAUGAAAUGGAGCCCAAUAGUAAAUGGACUUUGUUUACUUGUGUCUUGUUGAUGCGUGCUUUGAACAAUUCUAAGUUUCAAAAUGAUAUUGAAGACUUUAUGGAGAAACUUACAAAAGUAGACUCAGCUAGAAAAAAUUAUUACAAAGAUUUAGGCAGUAAAUUUGUAAUUGAAGACACUAUUGAAAGUCUGCCAGUUGAAGCUACUGAAGUGAACUUAUCCAACAAGAAGCUAACCCGACUGUGUCAUUUUGAUCAACUGAUCUUAAUAGAAAAAAUUGAUUUAUCUUCAAAUAACCUGACAUCAGUUUAUCCUCUCAGGUAUUUGAUGUGUGUGAAAAGCAUCAAUCUGGAUGACAAUCAAUUGUCUUCACUAGAAGGAGUAGAAGAAUUGGAGAAUUUGGAAAUUCUGUCAAUUAAAAGAAACUAUUUAAAGAAAGAAAACAAUUUAGAAAGUCUGAAGACUUGCCUAAAACUUAAAGAAUUAUUCCUGGAAGGAAAUCCAAUCAUGGACGACACUGAAUAUCAAGUAACACUCAAAAUGUUACCAGCUCUGAAGUUAAUAGAUGGAUCAGAAUUGUGAUAAAUUUUAUUUAUAAUUCAUCAAUACAAAAACCAAUUGCUGCCAA